Rubroshorea leprosula is the source of this 1197-nucleotide messenger RNA. The record is from the annotation of a GenBank genome assembly. NCBI's taxonomy places the organism in Eukaryota, Viridiplantae, Streptophyta, Magnoliopsida, Malvales, Dipterocarpaceae.
GCAAAGGUCGACCUGCUACCGUAAACCACUGCAACUUGCUCCUUUCAUUUCUCCUCUUCCCAUCCAUCCUGCGCCUGCAGAAGAAAGAGAAAAUUCUCGGGAAAAAGAAAGAAAUUGAACUCAUUCAAACUAAAUCUUGUGUGGUUUCCUUCUUUUUCUCUGACUUGGAAUAGGAGGAGAUGAAAAGCUGUGAGCUCUGCAAGUUUCCGGCAAGGACCUACUGUGAAUCGGACCAGGCGAGCCUGUGUUGGGACUGCGAUGCUAAAGUGCACGGAGCAAAUUUUCUUGUAGCGAGACACUUGAGGUGUCUCCUAUGCCAGACGUGUCAAUCUCCAACUCCGUGGAGAGCCGCUGGUGCUGAGCUUGGCCGGACCGUUUCCGUUUGCGAGAGUUGCCUCGGCGGUGGCGAGGGAGCAGAGAGCGAAGCGGAAAAUGAGGAUGAUGAGAUGGAUAAUACUGCUGAUGAUGAGUCAGUUGAGCAUGAUGACGACGACGACGCGGAUGAUGAGGAGGACGGAGAUAAUCAGGUGGUGCCGUGGUCCUCGGUAGCUAAUACACCAUCGCCAGCUUCAAGUUCUUUGAGUAGCGAAGAAUCUGGCGGUGAUAGAAAGGUUUCCGAAUCUGUUAAAGCAUCUUCUUUGAAAAGAGGGAGAGAAAAUGCUUCAGAUCUUCGCACUCAGGAUCUCUUGUCGUUGAUGCCAUCGGACAAUCUUAGCAGUGCAUCUUCUCAACAGAAGUACGGUACGACAUUGGAGAGUCCGUGGAGUCUGGAGGAGGAGGCGGCGGUUUCUGCUGACACAAUGAGGUCCUGGAAAUGGAAGCACCAACGGAUCGAAAGGGACAUUCCGGUUCAUUUUCAGUCCUGUGUGAUUUCCCCGCCCGCCGUCAGUUCGCUCAAGAGAUUAGGGUCAAAAAAUUUGGGGAAAGAGUCCCAUUCCUUUGAUCUCAAUACCUAGGGGAAACUGCUGUGUUGUUUCCGAUCUGACCUCUUCCUCCAACCAUAGUCCUAAUGUUCUUUGAUUUCAAGUUGAUUAAUCAAAGAGUUGAUUUGUUUUGAUUUGUUCUGAGGCUAUAAUUCUGUUCUUACAGAGUGUGCUUCUUGUUUGGUUGAUCAACCUUAUGUUACAUUAUUUUGAAAACAAUGUCGGUUCCACGUUGUUCUUUCUGCCUCUAUUUUAAUAUAUUUGAUUAUGGGUU